Molecule: messenger RNA, 733 nt
Organism: [Torrubiella] hemipterigena
Lineage: Eukaryota; Fungi; Ascomycota; Sordariomycetes; Hypocreales; Clavicipitaceae
Source: the annotation of a GenBank genome assembly
ACUCCAAUCUUCACUACCAACAACCAACCAACCAUCCAACCACUCUUUUCUCCUCACUUCUUCAAAAUGCUCUUCAAGUCCAUCACCGCUGCUGCCAUCAUGGCCGCUACCGUCUCCGGCGCUGCUGUUGUCAAGCGCGACGACCCUGAUUGGACCAUCCGCGAUGCCAGCCGCGACUGCGCUGCUGACGACUCCAGCUGCACCUGGCAGUUCACCAUCGACAACAACCUCGGCGAUUCUACCUACUGCCGCUUCGUCACUACCCCCCGCGAUGGUCAGGGUGCUGCUCGCUCCAACGGCGGCCCCUCCGACUGCGGCGUCUACAAGGGCAUCCAGUCCGGCUGGAGCCGCCAGUUUGGCGACGACAAGGGCUUCACCACCUUUGGUGCCAACAACUACGACCGUGGUGUUAUCGGUUUCUUCUCCUUCACUGAUGCUGAGGUUGCCAAUGGUCAGCACGUUGGUGCUCGCCAGGCUCACGUCCAGCGCAUCUAAGAGUGCUCGGAUAUCCUCCUUUUUGCGCUGCAUAACUGGUGCAACGAAUCUACGACCCUACAUUAAUCUUUAAUCGUAUAUAAUUCGAAUAAAUAUUUCCUCAUAUUCACAAUUACCUUACAUGUCUUGCUCUGUUCUCUCUUCCUCUUACCUCGGGUACGGUGUCACAGCCAAUAAAAUGGGCUUUUUGUCGCAGCGCCAUGCUAAGGCAACUGGAUAUCGCAUUUCAGCGCAUCAA